AUGAGUGCCCAAAAUAAUUACUUAAGUCCCCUCCCCGGCCCCAACGGGCGGGCGGACUGCCCUGAGGAGGCGGGGAGGGGAGGGCUGAGCCGGCCGGCGGGCGGGCGACGAGGCCGAACUUCUGCGCUGCCCCCAACCGCACGCGGAGGAGCACGCAGUCGGACCUGGCCUUCUUCAGGUUCCCGCGGGAUCCGGCCAGAUGCCAGAAUUCUUCGAGAUAAUGCAAUACCAACAAUAUUUGAUCUUACCAGUCAUUUGAACAAUCCACACAGUAGACACAGAAAACGAAUAAAAGAAUUGAGUGAAGAUGAAAUCAAGACUCUGAAACAGAAAAAAAUUGAUGAAACUUCUGAACAGGAACAAAAGCAUAAAGAAACCAGUAACAGCAAUGCUCAGAACCCUAGUGCAGAAGAGAACAGUGAAGAAAGGGCUAAAGAACCGAAGGAAAUUUGCCAUUCUCAGUGGACAGGAAGGCAUGAUGCUUUUGAAGUUUUAGUGGACCUCCUGCAAGCACUUGUUUUAUGUUUAGAUGGUAUAAAUAGUGACACAACUGUUAGAUGGAAUAAUUGUAUAGCUGGCCAAGCAUUUGUCCUCUGUAGUGCAGUAACAGAUUUUGAUUUCAUUGUUACUAUUGUUGUUCUUAAAAAUGUCCUCUCUUUCACAAGGGCCUUUGGAAAAAAUCUCCAGGGGCAAACCUCUGAUGUCUUCUUUGCAGCCAGUAGCUUGACUGCAGUGCUGCCGCUCAAUGAAGUGAUGGAAAAUAUUGAAGUUUAUCAUGAGUUUUGGUUUGAGGAAGCCACAAAUUUGGCAACUAAACUUGAUAUUCAGAUGAAGCUUCCUGGGAAAUUCCGCAGAGCUCAGCAAGGUAUCUUGGAACCUCAACUAACUUCUGAGAGUUACUAUAAAGAAACCCUAAGUGUUCCAACAGUGGAACACAUUAUUCAGGAACUUAAAGAUAUAUUCUCAGAGCAGCACCUCAAAGCUCUUAAGUGCUUGUCUCUAGUACCCUCAGUCAUGGGUCAACUCAAAUUCCAUACAUCAGAGGAACACCAUGCUGACAUGUACAGAAGUGAUUUACCCAAUCCUGACACACUCUCAGCUGAACUUCAUUGUUGGAGAAUUAAAUGGAAACACAGAGGAAAAUAUAUUGAGCUUCCAUCUACCAUUUAUGAAGUCCUUCACCUGCCUGACAUUAAGUUUUUUCCUAAUGUGUAUGCAUUGCUGAAGGUCCUGUCUAUUCUUCCUGUGAUGAAGGUUGAGAAUGAGCGUUAUGAAAAUGGACGAAAACGUCUUAAAGCAUACUUGAGGAACACUUUGACAGACCAAAAGUCAAGUAACUUGGCUUUACUUAACAUAAAUUUUGAUAUUAAACAUGAUCUGGAUUUAAUGGUGGACACAUAUAUCAAACUCUAUACAACUAAGUCAGAGCUUCCUGCAGAUAAUUCAGAAACCAUUGAAAAUACCUAAGAGACUUUAAAUAUAUUUAAAGGCUUUCUCUUGUAUUUGAUAUUUGAAAGAAGAGCUGUAGGUGGAUGUAGGCCACCUAAUUACUGAAUAUCUUUGCCUGUAGGCCUUCAUUGAAUACUUUAGCCGUUGAUAAUCUACCUACUUGAAUGGCCUCUGUUGAAUGCUCAUGCUUUGAAAACCUAUUUGUUCUUCCAGAAGAUAGCAUUAAAAGUGCCAUCUUUCAUUUUUUUGUGAUCUCGGCUACUGACACUGUUAAAUUGUUUUAGUUAAGUCAAUUUAGACAUAACAUUUACUAUCACAGUAGACCCGUCAGGUAUUGAGUUGUCAAUUCUUUGAAGAAAUAAAUUUUGAAGAGGUAUGAUAGGAAGGAAUACAUUUGAUAAACUGUUACAAUAAAGCCAAUGAUUGACCCUUGAAUCUAGUAAAAGUUUUAAAUAUAUUGUUAAAAAUCUGUGGACAGUUAAAAGAAAUUACCAGAGAGAAGCUUGCGAGCUCACCAAAUGAAGAUUUCUGUGUACAUUUUGUCUUUAUCAACUGAACUUAAAGGAACAAGUGAUAGUUACAGUUUGAAUGGAAGAGCCUGCCAUUGUUACUCCCCAUCAGGUUGUUGCUGUUUACAUUCCUUUGUCGAGCCUAUUCUCCAUAAGCUUUUUAGCAGGCAUAUGUUGAACAUUUCUGUUUCCUGAUUGACAGAAUCAGAGGCCAUGGAUACUGACAACUAACUUAACUGUUUUCUUCUGUCUUUUUCCAUGACUUUAUAUACAGCCUCAUCUUGAUUUAUAAACAAAACCUGGAAAAGCUACAAAAAUAAGUGUUUUGUGGUUUAUCUAGAAAUAAUAUGGAAAAUAUUGCUGUUAUUUUUGGUGAAGAAAAUCAAUUUUGUAUAUUUUAUUUCAAUCUAAAUAAAAUGUGAAUUUUGGUUA
This is a messenger RNA of Nycticebus coucang (slow loris), 2390 nucleotides long. RefSeq names its product 52 kDa repressor of the inhibitor of the protein kinase-like. Lineage: Eukaryota; Metazoa; Chordata; Mammalia; Primates; Lorisidae. The record is from RefSeq and is a predicted model, not a curated record. Gene Ontology annotation, molecular function: protein dimerization activity.